Molecule: messenger RNA, 432 nt
Organism: Homarus americanus (American lobster)
Lineage: Eukaryota; Metazoa; Arthropoda; Malacostraca; Decapoda; Nephropidae
Product: long chain acyl-CoA synthetase 9, chloroplastic-like
Exons: 2
Coding region: 13-417 (134 amino acids)
Biological process (GO): long-chain fatty acid metabolic process; long-chain fatty-acyl-CoA metabolic process; neuron differentiation
Cellular component (GO): lipid droplet; plasma membrane; endoplasmic reticulum
Molecular function (GO): long-chain fatty acid-CoA ligase activity
Source: RefSeq, a predicted model, not a curated record
GCAAAUAUCACUAUGGGUUACUAUAAGAACCCUAAGAAAACACAGGAAGAUUUCUAUGAUGAAGAUGGCUGCCGGUGGUUCCGUACUGGAGACAUUGGUGAAUUUCUUGAAGAUGGAUCUCUUCAGAUUAUAGAUCGCAAAAAGGACCUCGUGAAACUUCAGUUUGGCGAGUAUGUUUCUCUUGGCAAAGUGGAAUCAGAACUUAAAGUCAGUCCAUAUGUAGAGAAUAUUUGUGUGUAUGCUGACCCAUCAAAGAACAACAUUGUUGCCAUUGUGAGUCCAGUACAGAGAAAUCUAGAAGACUUAGCACGUUCUCUAGGCAAAGAAGAUCUUCGUAGAGAGAAGUUAUGUCUGGAUGAUGACAUAAGCAAGGCCAUCAUGCAAGAGCUCCUAGCAACUGGGAAAAAAGGUGGGUGAUAUGUUGCAGUUUUA